AUGGAAGAUCUCCAAAAGCAGCUCAGCACCUACAGGCUGGAGCUCGCGCGCAUGAAAAGAGAGUUGACAGUUUGUGAUCAGCAAGAUGCGGCCUUGACCGAGACCGCCAGAAAUUUGGAGGCUCGGAAAGAUCAAGAGGGAGACACUGCAGCGACCAGACGAACUCUCGAAACGAAGCUGCACGACAUCAGCCAUUUCAAGUCUUCCAACCAGCGGAAGCGAUUGCAGUUACUCAAUUCACGAGACGAAACCGAGCGCAAGCUGGUCAACCUCACCCAGGACUUGACCCUCGCAUUAAACAGGCAGCAGCAGUCCGACAGCCGUGCCAGAAUGAUCAGAUCUCUCCACGGAGAUGCAGGCAGCAAGCCGGGCGGUGUAGAUGAAGCCGGGCUUAAGAUUGCGGACAUGAAGCGCCAGGAGCUUCGGCAGCUUCGCUCGGGCAAGGAUCUGGGCCCUUCCCUCAGUGUUUGUGCGCGCGCUUGUGCCUGGAUCUUCUUCAAGACGAUCCUACGAUGGACUGUGGGCUGGAAAAAUGACGUGUCCAGCUCUCUGAAGGAGGUUCGUGGCGGCCUCGGCUCCGGGUUGCACCGUGCCGCUGCCAGCUCGGGUGACGGGAUUGUCUUGGAGCAGGCGCUGGAGGACAACUUGCAGCUGCGCAAGGAGCUCAAUGCUUUGAUUCAGGAAAAGCGGGAAAGAGCCGAGAGCGGAGCAUUCAGUGCUGAAGGAAGUGAAGUAGCCGAAGAAGGCCUUCUGCAGUUCUUCCAGGAAGCUGCGCUCCUCCUGCCGGGGUCUGAAAAGAGGAGCCAGAAGCCAAAGAGGUCCCUCUUGGGCCUGAACAUGGGUGUGGUGGCAAGGCUCUGGGGCUCCUUUGACAUCGGUUCCGGCUCCGGCCACAGAGGUGGAGAGCCCGACGUGCAAGCUGCGGCAACAGAGCUCAAGGUAAAGGGCAACGAACAUUUUAAGAAGAGCGAGUACACUGAAGCACUGGACGUCUACACGCGAGCAGCAGAAACCUACAUGUACGAUGCCAGCAUUUGGCUGAACCGGUCAAUUUGCAACAGGAAACUGAACAACCUGGAGGAUGCGGCGACAGAUGCCGAGAUUGCUCAGGAGAUUGACCCCAGCAACGUCAAGGCAUACUACAACAGAGCAUUGGCUCUGCAACUCCUGGAUAAGCACGACGAGGCCCUGAGUAUUUGCAAGAAGGGCCUGAACACACAAUCAGACAACAAGGCUCUCCAGCAGCUGAAGAUCGAUUUGCAGAAGAGCAUUGCAGAGGCCAAAGCAGCGUGUCCCGGCGAAGUGGCACCGUGCCCACAAGGCCCUGUCAAAGCGGCUGAUGCUCUCCAGAAGAGAACUGCUCCAAAGUCAUCUGACGAUGUGUACGAGUGGAAAAAUGGAGAGCCCAGCGAAGCAGAACGGCAGGGGUACAAGAAAGCCAUGGUGGACAUGUUCAGGUCCAAGUACGAGGAAUUGAAAGAAAGGGCGGAAGCCGCAAAAUCUAAGAGGUCGACUCUUCAGACAGACCAUUACGAGGACGCUCAGAAGCAGAGCCUGCAGCUUUCUGGCGGCCACAGGCCAAUGGACAGGCCAGAAGAUGUCAUCCUUCCUGCCGACUAUCAGCAGCCAGUUGGUUUGCUUUCGGCAGAGCAAUUGGCAGCGUACGACGCCGAAAACGCAGAUCGGAGAUACCUAUUGUCAGUAUAUGGCAAUAUCUUUGAUGUCUCAGACCGUCCGGACAAAUACGAUCCAGACGGCCCAUACGCUAGUCUGACUGGCAAGGACCUGACGUGGGGGCUCUUCGCUGGCGUGGACACGGUUGAAUACACAAAUAAGUUUUACGAUCUGUACAAAGCGAGGGACUUGGGAAAGGACAAGCUUGCUGGCGUGUGCAGCUGGCUGGCAUGGUACGAAUCGGAAUAUGGCAAGCCUGUAGGGCAGCUGGAGCCAUGGUUGCGAGAAGCGGAGCUCCCCGCGCCUCCGCUUGAAGAAAUCGAGGAGAUGUGCGUUGUAAUGUGA
This is a messenger RNA of Symbiodinium sp. CCMP2592, 2019 nucleotides long. The record is from the annotation of a GenBank genome assembly. Lineage: Eukaryota; Dinophyceae; Suessiales; Symbiodiniaceae.